UGCCCUCUUAACUUAACAACUAAUUUCAUAUUGAUAUUUGCCUAGUUUCACAGACAAGGCUUAAGCCUAGUCCCAGACUAAAGUGCAUGUUUGAGCUGUCUUAACUGAAAGCAACUUGCACUGACAUAUCUUAAAAUAUGUCAGUGGCUUUGGUUUGUCUCAAGAAUGUUUUUUUAUAAGGCACGUUUAUAAAAGAUACUUAAAUGUACUAAAUUAACUAAGGCCUACUCCAGACUUAAUCUUAGCCCUGUCUGUGAAACCAGGCCAUAGUGUAACAUUUUUGUGACCCACUGGUAUAGAUGACCAAAGAAUUUUCAGAAAGAAUUACGAUGAAUUCACGAUAACUGUCAAAAAGUGGGCCAGUGAAUCUUAGUCUAGAUGGACGACAUAUUUAAUUUUAUGUUGUAAUACUUUCUGCUAUCCAAGUUGAAUGUGCAACCUGUUUGAAAACAGUCAUUUUUUGAUAGUGUCACAGAAAUUACACACUUUAUGUUUGAGGUGAUGUCUAAUUUAUUUUUACAAUGUAAAUUGGGUUAUUUUUUCAAGCCGUGUUUUUUGUAUGUUUUUUUGCUAUGUUUAAUCUGUUUUCAAAGAUUUUUUUAAGAUUUUUCUUAAGUCUGUUAGCUGCUGUCUCUGUCUCAUACAUCGUUUAGAAGUUUGGGGUCGGUAAGAUUUUGUAUAGUUUUAAAAAUAAGUCUCUAAUGUUCACCAAGGCUGUAUUUUAUUCAAAACUACAAUCAAAUCAGUAAUAUUGUGAAAUAUUAUUACAGUUAUUAUAAAAACAUUUUUUAUAUGUAUUUUAAUUUAAUCCUGUGAUGGCAAAACUGAAUUUUCAGUGUCACAUGAUUCUUCAGAAAUUAUUGUAAUAUGCUGAUUUGCUGCCUAAGAAAUAGUCAUGAUUAUUAUUGUCAAGGUUAAAGGUUAACAGUUGUGCUGCUUAAUGUUUUUGUGGAAACUGUAAUAUAUUUUGAUGAAUAGAAAUAUAUUUUUUUAACAUUUUAAAUGUCUUUACUGUCACUUUUGAUUCAUUUAAAGGGGACCUAUAAGGCCCCUUUUCAGCUCAAAAUACCCCACAUAUCAUUUAUUAUAGCUUGUCAAAUUUUCCCCUAUUUGGGUGUGAGCAAAAACAUGCUGUUUUUGUGUGUGUCCCUUUAAAUGCAAAUGAGCUGCUGCUCCUGGCCCCCUUUCCAAAACAGCUCACGCUUCGGUUGCUCAACAACAAUAAAGCUGGAGAAUCUCACGCAGCCAAAAUGAUGAUUGUCAGUAAUGGUGUUCAGUCUUACAUUGUUCAAACCGGAGUCAAACACUGAUGGAGAGACUCAGGAAGAAGUCACAACUUUUAGAAUGCAACUGGAUGUUUCUGAAUGAGGAUGCCUAUAAAACGCAGAUCCGCAUUGAUGAUGAGCCAGCAAACCUGGACAUCUUGGACACAGCAGGACAGGCGGAGUUCACAGCAAUGCGUGAUCAGUACAUGCGAGCAGGAGAAGGUUUCAUCAUCUCGUACUCCAUCACGGAUCGCCGCAGUUUCCAGGAGGCACGGCACUUUAAGCAGCUGAUCUACCGUGUGCGACGCACCGUGGACACCCCCGUUGUACUGGUGGGAAACAAGUCUGACCUGGUCCAUCUCAGACAGGUGUCUGUCGAGGAGGGCAAACAGUUGGCGAGAGAGUUCCAGUGCCCAUUUUUUGAGACCUCCGCAGCGUUCCGUUAUUACAUCGACGAGGUGUUUGCCGCACUGGUGCGUCAGAUCCGCCAGCGUGAGGCCGAGAUGGUGCGGGGAAGCGAGAGGAAAACCCGACGCAGCCAUUCUUUCUGGAGUCGCCUUAAAGCCCCCUUCCAUAAGAAACAGCAGUCCGAGCACUGAGAGAGAAGGGCAUGCUGGGAUACCCUGGCCUUCCAUAUGAUGGUUCUCUCACCUACAGCUGUAUUAGUCCCAGCUCUCUCAGAUGGUUUGAGAACUGUAUUUAUAGUUCCUAUUUGAUUGUUUGCAAUGAUGCACUCCUAAUCAUUUCAGUUAGACCACAACCCUCACUGUGCAGGACACACGCACUCGUCAUAUGGGACGUGGGCUGAUUUACUGAUAUUAGAGAUUAAGAAAGAAAUAUUAAACUUGACAGUAGUUAUUAUUUUUUCUUUUUUGGACAGCAUUAUACUUUGUGAAAGUGAAUGUCAGGGGGAAUGUUGUACCUCAUUUUAACUGAUGGGAAUGUAGGAAACAGGGCAUGGAAGGAUUUGCUACAUGUGUUUUGAAAAGAAUGAAGUGAAGAGAGGUAAGGUCAUGUCAGGCACUUGUCAGAGAUUUGCUUGCGGGAAAAUAUGAAGGUCAAUUGAGUUUAAGAGAGCAUGUUGUGCAGAGUAGAAAGAAAGAGCGAAGUGUGUGCAGAGGUGGGUAAAUAAGCAAGGGUUUAUGGUAGAAAUAUUAAUCUACCAGUAUAAUGAGUACUGCAAAUCAUUCCUUUAACAUGGCUGUAGUUUUGUUAGAUGCAUUUAAAAACCAUGCUGUAGUUUUAAAAUGAAAAUGAGCAUUUGAUUUGCAACUCUUCUUUAUAGCUUCUUUUAAUAAACUACAUCUCACAAUAACAUGUCCGGGUCAUGAAAAUAAUGUCACAAUGCAAAAAUGCUAAUAAAAAAAGCCAUAAUCUUCUUGAAUCAAAAUAUAAUUUAUUAUAUUUUGAUCUGAAAUAUGACUUGGACAUGUUCUUGAAGGUUUCGUGAGAUUCAGUCAAUUGGGGUGCGCUUGAUGUAAACAGCUGUAUGAAGUAGCUGCAAAAUACACUGUAUGAAUGACUAUGUGAAAUCUUGCUGAGCAAUAUUCAGGUCCACCUUUAAGCACAUUAACACACUUACCAACUUGAUUACGAUGCAAAGCAAAAUUGUUUCCUUUUUACACAAGGUCAUUUUUAUUCCAAUGGUUUCUGUAGUCAGUGUCGGAAAUGAAACGCCUUAAUGUGGCUUAGGAAGGCGAGUCCUUAUGUGGAUUUCCUCGUACACAUGCUGUGCAUUUACUACGCAUCAAAUUUGAAUGGUAUGUCUGUUCAUUUUGGCAUUUCAUGCAAAUUCAUGUCAUUAUUUUUCUUGUGAUUAUUAGAUUUUAUUUUUUAUUUUUAACCAGAAUGGUUUUACUAUAUUUCCUUUAUUUAUUGUCAUCUGAGAUUGUCAAAUAAAAUUCACUUUACCAAUCUA
Molecule: messenger RNA, 3183 nt
Organism: Ctenopharyngodon idella (grass carp)
Lineage: Eukaryota; Metazoa; Chordata; Actinopteri; Cypriniformes; Xenocyprididae
Gene: rit1
Product: Ras-like without CAAX 1
Exons: 4
Coding region: 1310-1864 (184 amino acids)
Biological process (GO): Ras protein signal transduction
Cellular component (GO): plasma membrane
Molecular function (GO): GTP binding; GTPase activity; calmodulin binding
Source: RefSeq, a predicted model, not a curated record